AUGAGAAAGGCAAUAGUUAUUGAUCCACGUGCUGGUUCAGUUCAUGUAACGACGGAAUUGAUCGGACAUUUUAGUAUCGAUAGUGAUUUGCAAUAUCGUGCUGAUUUAUCGCAACUAAAAUAUUAUAUUCCUCCUUUGGAUCCUGACAAUGUAAAUUUCGAUCUCAAUAUAAAUUGUGGAUUUGGGAUAAUUUUCAUCGAAUUGAGAGGCCAUUAUCAGAACAAGAACAGGAUGAAGAACGUUGAUCAUCCGUUACAUGAACCAGAUUCAUCAGUACCGCUUAAUGAAAGCGAAGAAUUUCACUGUAUGUUUAAAGCGAACUUUGCCGGUAUUUCGUUGUUAUACGAUGCAAAAAUAGAUGCUAUUUCUUCACAACAGCUUAUAACGAAUACACUUAUUGGCAAACCUUUUGAAUCGAUCGGAUUGAAGAUGUUUCAAAUGCGUAUUAGACACAUGCGUAGCACACCUGGCAUUAUAUCAAAGUGCUGGAGUACGAAUUUCUUGGCGAAUGCAAACAGAAUUGUAGUUGGAUUUAGGGACGCAACUAACACAGUGAAAGUGAUAAAGGAGUAUUCUAUGGCUGAUCUGUUAAGGCUCUCAAAGCCUUACUGUGAUGUGGAACUAUGCAAAACAUACUUGACUGUGGUGCUUAAGACAAUCAAACAGUCCGUCACUAAAGAUUAUAAUAAAUGCAUAUAUAAAUUUCAUCGGCAACCAGUCAAGGAGACGAACAAGGAGGUUCUUCCUCUAGAGUUGACUGAAGAAGCUCCCAAUAACGAAAUGUAUCUCUUUUUAAAGCCGUGGUUUGUUGCUAAAGCAGAGGAAUACAGGCGUACCCAGCAAAGAUAGAAGUUUAGAUAGAUUUCAUAUGGAAAGAGAUAUUACACAUAUAUAUACAAGUGUAAGAGAUCCCUACCGGAAAUUUCUAACAAAUGCGCGGUAUAAAAGAAACUUGUCCGUUUACUAUAUGUACUUUUGAAAUCGCGGUAAUUCCUCACAAAUAAUGC
Messenger RNA from Temnothorax curvispinosus, 1007 nucleotides. RefSeq lists its product as uncharacterized. Gene Ontology annotation, molecular function: mRNA 5'-diphosphatase activity. The coding region runs from base 1 to 849 and encodes 282 amino acids. Lineage: Eukaryota; Metazoa; Arthropoda; Insecta; Hymenoptera; Formicidae. The record is from RefSeq and is a predicted model, not a curated record. Gene Ontology annotation, biological process: NAD-cap decapping; nuclear-transcribed mRNA catabolic process. The transcript has 4 exons. Gene Ontology annotation, cellular component: cytosol; nucleus.